Molecule: messenger RNA, 716 nt
Organism: Drosophila novamexicana
Lineage: Eukaryota; Metazoa; Arthropoda; Insecta; Diptera; Drosophilidae
Gene: Obp19b
Exons: 3
Coding region: 31-525 (164 amino acids)
Molecular function (GO): odorant binding
Source: RefSeq, a predicted model, not a curated record
CAGAUAGCGUCCAAGUGAGCACAAUUUGAUAUGUUGAAGCAGAAGCAGAAGCAACCGAACUGGCUGAGCACAUUGCUGCUGCUGCUGGCCUGCGCCGGCGCCUGGCUGAGCCUGGCCCAUGCCGAGGAGGAGGAGGAAACGGCCUCCAUGACAUUGAACGAGGUCGUUGAGCUGAUCGAGCCCUUCGCCCAGGGCUGUGACCCCAAGCCGGAGCGCGGGCACAUCGAGGAAAUGGUGCUCAACAAGCAGGACGCCUCACAUGAGAGCAAAUGCUUCCGACGCUGCAUGCUGCACCAGUUCGAGGUGAUGCCCGCGGGCAAGACCGAGUUCAACGAGGAGAAAACCCUGGACAUGAUGAACAUGAUGUUCUCCGACAGGCAGUCCGACUCCAAGUCCAUAUUCGCCAAAUGCAAUCAGGCCGGCAGCGGCCUCAGCGACGAGUGCGAGGCGGCCCACAGCAUCUCCAUGUGCAUGCUGAGCGAGAUGCGCGACGCCGACUACAAGAUACCCGAGGUCAAGGAGUAGACGCGUCCAAUCCUGGCCAGCAUUGUUUGUGUUUUUGUGUGUUUUUUUUUUUUUUGUGUUUUCGAUAUUUUUGUAACUUUUGGCACACGCACGCCCUAACUUAAUUCAAUUUAAUUCAAUUAGAAAUCAUUUAUAGAGCUUGGGCUCCUGGUUCCUGGACAUGCACAAGCGAAUAAAGCGAGCAGCCGCCG